This is a messenger RNA of Funneliformis geosporum, 2451 nucleotides long. NCBI's taxonomy places the organism in Eukaryota, Fungi, Glomeromycota, Glomeromycetes, Glomerales, Glomeraceae. The record is from the annotation of a GenBank genome assembly.
AUGAAUAAUAAUAAUCAUGAAUCAUUAACAGAUAUCGAAGAUGUGACGAUAGAAUCAUGUGAAGGUUGUUCGGUACCUUGUUCAACGCAUCAAGUUUAUCCUUCUUACCUUAAAAUUAACCAAGAAUUACCACUUCAAGGAACAGUAAAACCUUUUUCGAAGCACGUACUUAUAUCUACGGGAAAAAUCGAUUGGCAAGCUCACAUUGAAGAUGAACAUGAAAGUCUUGCAUCUCAUUUGGCAAAAGUUAUAAACGUUACUAAUGGAAGUGAUCAAAAAAAAAAUGAAACCAUUGACAAAGGUUCAAAGAAACCAAAAAUCCUUAUCACAAAUAGUAACAGGAAAAAUGGAGAUUACGAUCCUUUAAUCUCCAAUGGAGAUGAUGUUUUACUUUUUCCAGAUAAUAUUAUUAUUCGACAUGUUUCACCAAAGCAUGCAGCGGAAUUUCGUAAUCAAUUUUUAUGUAAUAAAUUCGGUCGUGGGGAUGAUGAUUUAAUUCAAAAGAAUCCGUCACCUACGCUCCCGGUGACUUUUACGGUGGAAAAGAUGCUAUAUAAGAGUGUGAUCUUGAUUUGUUCACAUAAACGUCGAGAUAAAAGAUGUGGCGUUACAGCGCCUUUAUUGAAAGAUGAAUUUGAUAAAGUGUUAAAGAAUAAAGGUCUGGAUGUUGAUAGUCGUGUUGAUAAUAAGGAUGGUAUAGCAGUUUACAUGACAAGUCAUAUAGGAGGGCAUAAAUUUGCUGGGAAUGUGAUAGUUUAUUGCGAAGGGAAAGGAAUAUGGUAUGGACGGGUAACCCCUUGUCAUGUAAAUUUAAUAAUUGAAAAAACUGUGAUCGAAGGAAGAAUUAUCAGAGAUUUGUAUCGUGGUGGUUUCGUUCAAGCGUUAGUUUCGCCCACACCACUUUGGAAUCAAAAUCUCAUUGAAUCUCGCGCAUCGGAGCCAAAAACAAAUACUUUUAAUCUCGUUUUAAAAAAGGUUAACCUCGCUCCAGAUGGAUUUACUCGUAUUAUGUCAACAAUUAAUGGGCAAUAUCCUGGACCGACCAUAGAAGUCAAUAAAGGAGACCGUAUUGUAAUGAACAUUCGUAAUGAGUUAGAGGAUCCAACAUCAAUUCAUGCUCACGGAAUUUUUCAAAAAGGGACUCCAUGGUUCGAUGGGGUACCAGGGCAGACCCAAUGCGAGAUACCAAGCGAUUAUGAAUUUACUUAUAAUUUCACGGUUCCCGACCAAGUUGGCACUUAUUGGUACCAUUCGCAUGACUUAAUGCAAUAUGUUGAUGGAAUUGUUGGCGCAUUAAUUAUUCACGAUCCUGAUGAUCCGUAUAAAGCAGAGUACGACGAGGAAAUUCUUGUCAUGUUGACUGAUUAUCAUCACACAGAGGCUCAAAUUUUGUUGAAUUCUUUCUUGACCCCUGAACGUGAUGUUCCAGAUAAUGGAUUGAUAAACGGAAAAAAUAAUUACGAUUGCUCAAAAGCUCCACCAGGUUCUACAUGCGUAGAUAAUGCUGGUCUCGCUAAGUUUGAAUUCGUUUCUAAUAAAAGAUAUCGUCUUCGCAUCAUCAAUACCAGCGCAUUUUCAGCAUUCUUCUUUUCAAUUGAUAAACAUGUGAUGGAGGUUAUCGAAGUAGAAGGGACCUACACCAAACGAAAUAAAAUUCAUCGUCUUCCUAUCAAUGUUGGCCAAAGAUAUUCUGUUAUCGUUACUGCGGAUCAAUCUGUUGACAAUUAUAUCAUGCGUUCUGAAUUUCAAAAGAAGUGUAUGCCAGAUGGAGCAAUUUCCCUUCCUGUUGUAACAGCAAUAGUUCAUUAUGAUGGUGCACCCGAGGAUUCUGUUCCAAAGGAUAUACCGUGGACAGAUUUCUUGGAAGAAUGUAUUGAUCUAAUUCCAGAAACUUUACAACCAUUAUAUGAAGAAAAGGUUCCUGAAGCAACAAGAGAAAUUAUACAUGAAAUCGCAUUUCAUAAAGAUUCAUUAGGAAUCGAUAAAGCUUUUAUUAAUGGAUCUACUUAUGUUCCUAAUCUAAUUUCUUCUACUUUGACUAAAGUCUUUGAAGGAACAACAGCUAACCUUCCUGCUUCCGAAAAUGCUUUUACUUUUAACACUUUUGGAGAAGUCGUUGACAUUUAUUUCAUCAAUACUGACGAAGGUGAACACCCGAUCCACAUGCACGGACAUCAAUUUUGGUUACUUGGAAUUGGGAAUGGAACUGUAGUUGAUAAGACUGCAUUAAAUACAGUUAAUCCAAUCAAACGAGAUACCUCAACAAUACCUAUCAGCGGAUGGUCUGCUUUAAGAUUUGUUGUGGAUAACCCUGGAGUGUGGGGUCAUCAUUGUCAUAUGUGGCAUAUGCAAGUAGGUCUUGUAAUGCAAUUGAUUGAGCUACCGGAUGAAAUUAAUAAACUGUCCCCACCUGAAGAAUGGGCAGAAUUAUGUCAAUUGAAAAGAUAUUAA